Osmerus eperlanus (European smelt) is the source of this 1556-nucleotide messenger RNA. It is a transcript of the gene thbd, whose product is annotated as thrombomodulin. Bases 96 to 1556 code for a protein of 486 amino acids. Lineage: Eukaryota; Metazoa; Chordata; Actinopteri; Osmeriformes; Osmeridae. Gene Ontology annotation, molecular function: calcium ion binding; extracellular matrix protein binding; extracellular matrix binding. The record is from RefSeq and is a predicted model, not a curated record. Gene Ontology annotation, cellular component: external side of plasma membrane; extracellular matrix. Gene Ontology annotation, biological process: cell migration. The transcript has a single exon.
ACAUCAUGGAGGCAGGCUUUUAUAAAUUGAGCUGAUAUUCGCUUAACACGCAGUCGGAAAUAAUUCGGUCCGAUACCAGGUUUAUAGAUUAUUAUAUGCGUUUUAAGCAUUUAAACCCGAAAAUGUUGUCUACAGUUGGAUUACUUAUUGCUGCUCUUUCUCUCCUCUCGCAAGCUAAGGAGGAAGCCUAUAGCGGAUACUGCACAGAGAAUCAGUGCUUUGCUGUGUAUCAAAAUUCAAUGGACUUCGAAGAUGCUGAAAAAUAUUGUAAAACUGGACACGGACACUUGAUGUCAGUACGAUCAUUGGAAUACCAUAAUAUCGUUUCGGUUGUAUUGGGUAAUCUUACAGGACAGUUUUGGAUUGGCUUGUAUUUGCCCAGUGGUCAGUGUUGCGACGAUUCUUCCCCCUUGAGAGGACACAGGUGGAUCGAUGGAAAGGGUACAAGUGCUUUCCAGAAAUGGGGUGAAAAGUCCUCCAGUUGCUCCUCAUGCGUGUCUGUAUCAGUGGUCGAUGCCGUUUGGACGGUGGAAUCGUGCAAUGAUGAGAUCGAUGGAUUUAUUUGUGAAUAUAAUUUACAAGAACCCUGCAACCCCUUAACUGUCAUAGGCGAUGCAUACGUUAUGUAUAGGACAUAUUAUGGAUUUGAAGUCCAGGACCUCACAUUAUUGCCAAUGGGGACCACUGCUACACACACACCUGAUGACUGGAAAUAUAUUUGUUUCUCUAAGAUAUGGGUGCGUGCGCCUUGGCCGUGUGACGUAUUAAACGGCGGUUGUGAUCAUGUAUGUUCAGAAGGUGUGUGCACCUGUCCACCUGGAAAAACUCUCCAAGCCAAUAACGUUUCUUGUAGUGAUCCCUGCGAUGACAUCGGAUGUGCUCACAUGUGCACCAGAAGAAAUAACAGCUACGUUUGCGACUGUUCCAUGGGACACGCGCUGGAAGAGGACGGGAAGAGCUGCAAGGAAAUUGUCAAAAAUCCAUGUGGUCCGCGUCCAUGUGAACACAACUGUAAUCCAACAGAAGACAGUUUCAUAUGCUCGUGUAAGGACGGUUACGUCGUCUCAGAAAAAAACCACACACUGUGCGACAUGCACUGCCCAUUUGAAGAGUGUCCCACUGAAUGCGACCCCAACUCGUACCAGUGCCACUGUCCGCCAGGAUAUGUGGACGAUAAGAGGGAUACGCAGACAUUUUGUGUUGACAUUAAUGAAUGUGUCUACAAUUACUGUGAACAAAAUUGCACAAACACUUAUGGAAGUUAUUUUUGCUCCUGCUUUGAGGGCUUUUCUUUCAUUGAUAAGAAGUGUGUGGAAAGUUUAGAUACAACAUCUAACGAAAUUAGACCUACAGAUCAUGCUUAUACUGAAGCAAGCGCUGGAACUGUCCUUGGAAUUGUUGUUUGUACAGUAAUGGUCAUUUUAGGGAUAAUUGCCCUUGUCUGCCAAAUACACAAACGUUGUUGUAGCACAUUUGAAAUUGAUUUAAAAGGCCAUGACAAUAUUUACUAUUUGCAGCAAGUAACAACUGAAUCGUACAAAAAGAUGUCAAUAUGA